Physcomitrium patens is the source of this 2642-nucleotide messenger RNA. The record is from RefSeq and is a predicted model, not a curated record. NCBI's taxonomy places the organism in Eukaryota, Viridiplantae, Streptophyta, Bryopsida, Funariales, Funariaceae.
UGUUGGUGAAGAGAAUCGGACCACUUGGUUCCAACAUGUCUGUGUGGAUUGGCUCGAGAGACGGAGGUGCCAAAUUGUCUCACACUUCGGAGACGUUGAAUUGGAUGCCGAAGUCAGAGAGUACUGUAGGACCCGAUGGGUGUCCAUAACCGAAUACUGCGUCUGCGCAACAGGACCACCGCGAGAGGUACUUCCUGCAGCCCAGUUAACGGGGUUGGUCGUAGCGCCGUGGACAAGAAAAUUAUGCGUCCAAUCUGAUGCGCCACUUCUAUCAUUUCCGUUUCUAGAUCCUGUUUGAGUGUAUUCUGUACCUACAGCACACUCAGAGAUUGACUGGCACUGAGGUUUGUGAAGAAUUUGCCAAUGUUGCUGAAGCAAGUAGAGUGCUAUAACGAUAAGAGUUCGCAGACGAAAAAUUCACAUGCUGCAACAAAACUGUGAGAGGAGAUUUGGAUUCAUCAACAUACAAAGGGUGAAUAUCAGUUAGGGAUGGAUAUGUCGACGUUGCUCAAUGGAUGCAAUGCACUCGCAUUUACAAGUCGAGAAAGUAAGCUUGUUUCAAGAAUUUUAAACCCAAGAGUCGUUAAUUGUUCAAGAAAAAAAAAACAGAGUCUCAAGGUUAGUGCCAAGGGCUUAUCUCCUAAAUGAUCAUGCCACUGAGAAUCAUUACGCCGUUCUCGGAGUGUCACAGUUCCCAACAAAGCAAGAAAUCAAAAAAAAAUACCGGCGACUUGCACUGGACUUGCACCCCGAUGUGUGCGAUGGCGAUCACUGCUCCACGCAGUUUCAGCGUGUCAAGACAGCCUACGAGGCAUUGAUUCAAAAUAGGACGUCCCAGUUCGAAGAGUCAGAAGGCGAGCUUUCCGACGAUUUGAAAAGCUUCAUGGGCGUUGGUGACGAUAGCUGGGCGGAAUGGGAAGAAUGGAUGGGUUGGGAGGGCGCUGGCACAUGCGAUUACACGAAUCACAUCAACUCUGCCAUCUAAAACAAAAUUUCUGCUCAUCACUGGUAAACUAAUGUUCUUUCUCCGAGAUAAGCCAGAGUGCGAGGAAGAUAGAGGAGUUUCGAAAUCGCAAUUUAUUCUAUUUCGAUUCCUACCCGUUGCAUACAGAAAUUCCGUUGAGCAAUCUAAUUUAUGGUUGUACAUAUAUUGGUUCUAUAGAAAGAGGCACGCAACUUUGUACAGGUGCCUCAACAUCUUCAAAUCUCAAACAGAGCUUAGUUCGGGUGCAGCACUUGCGCGGUAAUAGUCUGCAGACAAUACUCUUGCAUAAUAAGAUGCCUCCCUCAUCUGUUCCACAGCAACGGAACACGUGCUGCGCUGUCCUCUGUUUGCAGUCUUCUUUCAUUAUUUUCUAGAUUUAGAGAUCCUCUGCAAACGUUCCAGUCUGGUUCUGAGCGUUGUAAAGGAAUGAUAAACACAGAUGAUGUGACUCCCAAAUCUGCAGUUCGGAUAUGUAAUUGUAAUUCCCCCAUACCUUUCGUAUCUCGUUAAUUGUAUGGCGGGAAAGCAAAGUUUGGCGUUGCAACGGUCAUAUCUCCCAAGCAGAGCUGAAUUUCCCCAGAAUUUUUCUUUAAUGCUUCUAUACUCCAAGAACCGUCAUUCGCACCAUUUUCUCCUCAAUUGGGUAUUUGUGGAGCGCCACGCCCCUCAGCGAUUUUGGGUUCUUUGUUUGAGAAAUCUGUGAGUCAUGUCUGGACGCGGCAAAGGAGGGAAGGGCUUGGGAAAGGGCGGCGCCAAGCGUCACAGGAAGGUGUUGCGCGACAACAUCCAAGGCAUCACCAAGCCCGCAAUCCGUCGCUUGGCUAGGAGAGGUGGCGUGAAGCGUAUUAGUGGGCUGAUUUACGAGGAGACUCGUGGUGUCCUCAAGAUCUUUCUGGAGAUCGUCAUCAGGGACGCCGUUACGUACACCGAGCACGCGAGACGUAAGACCGUGACCGCCAUGGACGUGGUGUACGCUCUCAAACGGCAAGGCAGAACCCUAUACGGAUUUGGAGGCUAAUUCCCCUGCUCAGUUUUCUGUCGCUAAUCUAAGUGGUUUUCUUCUGCGAAACCCUGCGAGAGAAGCUUCUUCUAAGAUGUAGUUCACAGAAAUGGAUAUGAUGUUUAGAUGCCUGUUCUGCCUGGUUUAAGGUGAAGUAUCGUAUGACGCUAAAGCGAUGUGUCUCAGGUCCUCGGCUUUACGAUUGCAUUGAUAUUGGGAUUUCUGUAUCACUAACUGUUAUAUUUCUGAGUAGGAGAAAACGGAGCCGAGGAAUGGGAUCUUUGCUAGCUAGUUGUACAGAUUAGACGCUCCUGGUGUUGUACAUACACAUAACAGAUUCACAAAGGCUUUAUACAAUCUCCCGUGUAUGUUAAGAUCGAAUGCUGUCUCGAGUGGUGGGUUUUACGAGUCAAUAAUUAAGAUCCAAUUCCGAAUCCAACAUCGAAGAUAUUCCGUGACAGCAACCAGCGCCCGUUGGCGUGAUCUAGUUUAAGGGUUCAGACGAAGAAGUCCAAUUGAUAACCUUCCCAAUGUAUUUCGAUGUUGGGAGAGUGUCAUGGUGGAAGUCUCUUCAUCAUUUGACCCAGAGAAGAGAUUGUCCUGUUAGCUACCCACUUGAUAUUGUAACGGCCUCUACUUAUCAUUCUUUGCUAGGUA